CCUUUUGUUUUCCUUUUACAUUUUUAACCCAAUCUCAACAAGCGUAUUUCUUCGAUCUUCGUUCUCUUCAUCACCAAACACAAAAGAGAUCGAAUUAUCCCAAAACAAGAUCAAUAGAAUUACCCAAAAAAUGGGUAGAUUUUUUUUCCACGGGAGGAGGCUAAUGGCGAGGGGAUUCUCUUCGCUCAAUCUCAACCCUCUUCGUGUUUGCGUCGUCGGUAGCGGCCCCGCGGGAUUCUACACUGCCGAGAAGAUGUUGAAGGCGCAUGAAGGAGCAGAGGUUGAUAUUAUUGAUCGGUUGCCGACACCCUUCGGAUUGGUUCGUUCUGGGGUGGCGCCGGAUCAUCCGGAAACAAAGAAACUUGACAACAGAUUGUGGUGAACCAAUUUUCUCGUGUAGCAGCAAAUGCCCGGUGUUCAUUCUUUGGAAAUGUUUCACUUGGAACCAAUGUGACUUUGUCAGACCUUCGCCAGAUGUAUGAUGUGGUUGUGCUUGCUUAUGGUGCUGAAAGUGAUAGAUCUCUUGGUGUGCCUGGGGAAGAUUUGAGAGGCAUACAUUCAGCUAGGGAAUUUGUGUGGUGGUAUAAUGGGCACCCAGACUACUGUGAUAUGUCACCUGACUUGAAAAGCACAGAUACAGCUGUUGUUCUUGGACAGGGUAAUGUAGCUCUUGAUGUUGCCCGUAUUCUUUUGCGACCUACAUCUGAGUUGGAGACUACAGAUAUUGCUGAUCAUGCUCUAGCUUCUUUGCGGGAGAGCAAUAUAAGAAAGGUGUACUUGGUUGGGAGACGAGGCCCAGUACAGGCAGCUUGCACGGCAAAGGAGCUGCGUGAAAUUCUAGGCAUGCGAAAUUUGCGUGUUCACGUUCAGGAGGCCGACCUAGUUACAGCUCCAGUAGAUGAGGAAGAACUGAAGAAGAAUAGAAUCCAGAGAAGAGUUUAUGAGUUGUUCUCGAAAGCGGCCACCUCACCUCGAGAGCUUGAUGGUGUUGAUGACAGAGAUCUUCACUUCAUGUUCUUUAGGAAACCUGACAGAUUUUUUCCUUCUGAGCUUAGUUCAAGAGUUGGUGGUGUGCGGCUUGAGAAGACCUGUUUGAAAGAAAAUGGUGCUUCUGGGAAACAGGUAGCAGUGGGAACUGGUGAGUUUGAAGACAUCAAAUGUGGGUUGGUAUUGAAAAGCAUCGGUUACAAGUCAUUGCCAGUAGACGGGUUGCCUUUCGACGAGCGCAGAGGCGUAGUCCCUAAUGUGAAGGGCAAGGUGCUCAGCAGUGAUCAACCAGAGAAGGCAAUUGUGGAGCAAGGCUUGUAUGUUGCUGGUUGGUUGAAAAGAGGGCCAACUGGGAUCAUCGCUACAAACCUCUAUUGUGCUGAGGAAACUGUGGCGAGUAUUAUGGAGGAUGUGAAGAAUGGAUUAGUUAUUCCUAACUCGGGCUCGCCUAAGGCAGGUAGGGAAGGGCUCCUCCAAAGUCUACAAGAUAGGAACAUCCCAUUCGUGCAGUUGAAUGGCUGGGCCAGAAUAGAUUCCAAAGAAAGGAUGCUGGGUCAGUUUAAAAACAAGCCCAGAGAAAAAAUCACUACAUGGGAUGAGCUGCUGAGGGUUGCAACAAAUGGAUAAAAGGGAACGACGAUUAUUUCCAGUUGCGCUCCGAGCAUGAAGAGAGCAAUAAGAGCAAUCUACUGUUCAUUUCUGUAUUAGCUCGAAUCCGGUGAUUAUACAAAUAGUGGGAUGCUAUUUUGUAAGCAAAAAGAUUCAGCUACAUGGCCAUCAAAACUGAUCAGCACUUCCAAAUUUUGCUUGUUAGAUAUUUCCAUACAUAUUUCUAUCAGAUUAUUUGGUUGGAGGUGUUUUGCUUAUUCACCUGGGGUUUGUUUAAGAUUGUAGAACCAGCUUAAGAAGCUACUUUUGAAUAGUAGUUUAAUCUUUUUACCCCCUGUAUUUAUGAAUCUUAUAUCAUGUGAACCUUCUCGUAAAACAAAACAAAAGUAUGAGCAACAGUAUAGUAUUAAUUUA
Molecule: messenger RNA, 2010 nt
Organism: Ananas comosus (pineapple)
Lineage: Eukaryota; Viridiplantae; Streptophyta; Magnoliopsida; Poales; Bromeliaceae
Product: NADPH:adrenodoxin oxidoreductase, mitochondrial
Exons: 13
Coding region: 475-1614 (379 amino acids)
Molecular function (GO): oxidoreductase activity
Source: RefSeq, a predicted model, not a curated record